AACAAGUUCAGCCCAUUUACCCAGAUCCAAAACAUUCUUUUGGGGUUUCCCUAUUUUCACAAUAGGGUUUUCGGAAAAUAAAAACAUAGCAAAACAACUAUAACACUUUCUGCCAAGUUUUCUCGCGGCGAUUCAAGAGCUUCGAAAUGGCUAGAAUCAAGGUUUAUGAGCUCCGGCAAAAAACGAAAGCAGAUCUUCUGAAUCAGUUGAAGGAUCUCAAAGCAGAACUUGCUCUUCUCCGCGUCGCUAAAGUCACCGGUGGAGCCCCAAAUAAGCUCUCCAAAAUAAAAGUUGUUCGGCUUUCAAUAGCUCAGGUUUUGACUGUGAUUUCACAGAAGCAAAAGUCGGCAUUGAGGGAAGCUUAUAAGAAGAAGAAAUACUUGCCUUUGGAUUUGCGUCCCAAGAAGACAAGAGCUAUUAGAAGACGUCUCACCAAGAAUCAGCAAUCUUUGAAGACAGAGCGCGAGAAGAAGAAAGAAAUCUAUUUCCCAUUGAGGAAAUAUGCAAUUAAGGUUUAAUGUUACCUUUGUUGCAAACCUCUGAUUUGUUUUUGACAUUUAUUUUCUAGUGUUUGGUGUUGGGUUCAGUUUUUAUUUCUAUUGAGUUUAACUAAUCAUCAUGAAAUGAAAAAGAGUUGUUUGUUA
Molecule: messenger RNA, 644 nt
Organism: Lathyrus oleraceus (garden pea)
Lineage: Eukaryota; Viridiplantae; Streptophyta; Magnoliopsida; Fabales; Fabaceae
Product: 60S ribosomal protein L35
Exons: 4
Coding region: 147-518 (123 amino acids)
Biological process (GO): maturation of LSU-rRNA from tricistronic rRNA transcript (SSU-rRNA, 5.8S rRNA, LSU-rRNA); translation
Cellular component (GO): ribosome; cytosolic large ribosomal subunit
Molecular function (GO): mRNA binding; structural constituent of ribosome
Source: RefSeq, a predicted model, not a curated record